Capsaspora owczarzaki ATCC 30864 is the source of this 432-nucleotide messenger RNA. RefSeq lists its product as hypothetical. The coding region runs from base 1 to 432 and encodes 143 amino acids. The transcript is spliced from 3 exons. NCBI's taxonomy places the organism in Eukaryota, Filasterea, Ministeriida, Capsasporidae. The record is from RefSeq and is a predicted model, not a curated record.
AUGACGCCGAACGAGGAUUCCGAUAAUGACGAAUACGAUUACCUACUUGAUGAUGCCGAUCGCGACGAAUACUCCAGUCCGCGUGAUGUUUCACAAGUUCGGAUUCGAGGACCUCGUCGAGUGACGUGCCUCCGUGGCGAGACUGUGACCGACUACAUCCUGCCUAUCACAUUAAAAAUACCGUACUUUUGUCGCGGAAUUCGUUCUCACUGGCGGAUACCGGAUACCGAUUAUAACUUGCUGGAAACAGAGGCCGAAGUGUCCGACCCGAUUGCAUGCCAACGACUCGACGAUUUAUGGGAUCAUGUCUCUCGUCGGCGACUACACGUAUCCGGUGGGGAAAUUAUCGAUUGUUUUCCAUAUCACUUUAACUCUGUAGAAGAUAAGGACAAGCCUCCGGCAAUACAACCAGUGUUCUUCAUCCGUCUCUGA